Messenger RNA from Melampsora larici-populina 98AG31, 1068 nucleotides. RefSeq lists its product as uncharacterized. The coding region runs from base 1 to 1068 and encodes 355 amino acids. NCBI's taxonomy places the organism in Eukaryota, Fungi, Basidiomycota, Pucciniomycetes, Pucciniales, Melampsoraceae. The transcript has 7 exons. The record is from RefSeq and is a predicted model, not a curated record.
AUGCAUUCUCAAUCCAACCAACCCUGUCGCCGUGCACGAUUUUUAUCAGCACUCAAAUUAUCGGAUAAGCCUAACAAGGCUGUCGGUAUCUCGUCCUCGAAUUUUAAACGUGCCAAAGCCUAUGAAAUGGCUCAUCCGAAACCGGUGGUGAAACCCACACUGGACCUAUGUGAUCCGCUCUUGGUGGCUUUGGCUCGAUCGGCCAACACCUCAACUUCCAACCGAUACGCUCUUCAAAGAUCCACAAAGAUUCCUGUCCGUGUUCCAGCCGGGUUCCCAGUGAAUCAAAACUUUAGUCAAAGGGUACUUUGUACCUUUGAUGAUGUAAACAACGAGACGGACGAAGUUGUUGCGGAUGAAGAUGAAGACUUGGACCAAUCCGAUCCAAUGUUGGCAGCUUUGGCUCGGUCGGCUAACAACGCGACGUCCCGCCGAUACGCAAGCCAGCGAUCGACGAAAGUUCCUAUCCGCGUUCCUGCUGGUUUCCCCGUAAACCAGAAUUUCAGCCAAAAGGUCAUUCACCCCUUUGAAACUGUAAAGACCAAGGUGGAAGUCGCUGGACCUAGUGCGGACAAGGAUGUUAUUUCGUCUUCACAACACGGAAAGUCAAAAGGCAUCGACUUUCCGAGAUCAGAGAUGCACAAAUCUCAAAACGAUGCCGACUUGGUUGACUGGUCAAUUUCUACGCCAGUCCGAGUCCCAAGAAAGCACAGACAGACACUGCCCAGCAAAGUGUCUUCAACUUUCUUCACACCGGGUCUCACUGUUUCAUCGUCUCCAGCCACAUCUAGUGUGGUAUCACCCAUUGGCUGUAGUUCCAAGAUGCCAACUUCGACUCCAUCAUCGAGAAGAAUUGUGUCAACCGGACCAAGUUCGGCCACCCCAAGGUGGUUGAGUAAGACGCAACCUACUCCAACUCACAAGGAGAAGCUUUAUACGAUUCACGAAGCUUUACUCUCUCCUUUCGGAUUACCUUCUUCGGCUCCUGAGGUGAUUCAUGGUGGUAAAACGCACGCUGAAGUUUUGGCCGGUUUAGAAUUCUUAAACAAAUUCUAUAGUGAGAUGUGA